Caenorhabditis sp. 36 PRJEB53466 is the source of this 3192-nucleotide messenger RNA. The record is from the annotation of a GenBank genome assembly. Lineage: Eukaryota; Metazoa; Nematoda; Chromadorea; Rhabditida; Rhabditidae.
AUGGUUUCCAUUCUUACAGUCGUGGAAUUCCGUUAUUUCGGGAUUUUUCCGUUCGUCGUGCUUGAAUCUCGGUUUCAGCUCAAAUUCAUCUUGCUCAUACUUAAAAUUUCUGUUUUCAGGUUGAGCAGUGUACAUAAUGGCUUCUGUCCCAACCCACCAAAGCGAAAAAGAGAAGAAGAAUGAUGAGCUGUCCACGGCCAUCCUGAAGGAUAAGGCAAAGCCGAACCGUCUCAUCGUUGAUCAAUCGGAACAAGACGACAACUCGGUCGUGUCUGUCUCGCAGGCGAAGAUGGACGAACUCGGACUCUUCCGAGGAGACGCCGUCAUCCUCAAGGUGAGUAUUGUUCUCUGGUGAUCCUUUGUUUUUUCUGCACAAUUUAAGAACUUGUAAUGUCCGCAAAUUGAGCUCUUUGAGGAUAAACGUUCUGUUUAGCCUAGAAUUUCUCAAACUUGCGAAUGGUUUUGCGAGUGUCAUAGUUGUGCAAGAUAAUUCUGUAACACGUCAUCAUAACUGGAUUUCGAAAUUCUAACGCCACGCUAAGGCCCAGAUCUUGAGUAGACUGAUGAUUGCUGCACAAUUGAACAAAACGUUCAAUCUAAUUAUUUCUGUUACAGGGAAAGAAGCGGAAGGAGUCUGUGGCCAUCAUCGUCUCUGACGAAGCUUGCCCGAACGAGAAGGUUCGCAUGAACCGUGUCGUUCGCAACAACCUCCGCAUCCGCCUCGGAGAUGUUGUGAGCAUCACCCCAGCUCCGAAUCUCAGCUACGGAUCCCGAAUUCAUGUUCUUCCGAUCGAUGACACUAUCGAAGGACUCACCGGAAACUUGUUCGACGUGUUCCUGAAGCCAUACUUCUUGGAGGCUUAUCGUCCAUUGCACAAGGGUGACAUAUUCACCGUGCAAGCUGCCAUGCGCACUGUCGAAUUCAAGGUGGUCGAAACUGAGCCGUCGCCAGCUUGCAUCGUUUCUCCGGACACGAUGAUUCACUACGAAGGAGACCCAAUCAAGAGAGAAGAGGAAGAAGAGAGCAUGAAUGAUAUCGGUUACGACGACUUGGGAGGAGUUCGCAAACAGCUCGCCCAGAUCAAAGAAAUGGUUGAGCUGCCACUCCGUCACCCGCAGCUUUUCAAGGCUAUCGGAAUCAAGCCGCCACGAGGAAUUCUUCUCUUCGGACCACCAGGAACCGGAAAGACCCUCAUCGCUCGUGCUGUUGCUAAUGAAACCGGAUCAUUCUUCUUCUUGAUCAAUGGACCAGAAGUCAUGUCCAAAAUGUCCGGAGAAUCCGAGUCAAACCUUCGCAAGGCAUUCGAGGAGUGUGAGAAGAACCAGCCAGCCAUUCUCUUCAUUGAUGAAAUUGACGCCAUCGCGCCGAAGCGUGAGAAGACCAAUGGAGAGGUUGAACGCAGAAUUGUUUCGCAGCUGCUCACAUUGAUGGACGGAGUGAAGGUACUUUACAAUUUCAAGAGUUUUUUUUUUAAACUUGUUUUUCAGGGACGUUCCAAUCUCGUCGUCAUUGCUGCAACCAACCGCCCGAACUCGAUCGACGGCGCUCUUCGUCGCUUCGGAAGAUUCGAUCGUGAGAUCGACAUUGGAAUUCCGGAUGCCGUUGGACGUCUCGAGAUUCUCCGCAUUCACACCAAGAACAUGAAGCUGGCUGACGAUGUCGAUCUCGAGCAGAUCGCUAACGAAUGCCACGGAUUCGUCGGAGCUGACUUGGCUUCACUGUGCUCAGAGGCUGCACUUCAGCAAAUUCGCGAGAAGAUGGAGCUCAUCGAUCUCGAGGACGACCAGAUCGACGCUGAAGUCCUCAACUCUCUUGCCGUCACCAUGGAAAACUUCCGUUUCGCUCAAGGAAAGUCAUCGCCAUCGGCUCUCCGCGAAGCUGUCGUUGAGACCCCGAACACUACCUGGGCCGACAUCGGAGGACUUCAAAACGUCAAGCGCGAGCUUCAGGAACUUGUCCAGUAUCCAGUGGAGCACCCAGAAAAGUAUUUGAAGUUCGGAAUGCAGCCGUCGCGUGGAGUUCUCUUCUACGGACCACCUGGAUGCGGAAAGACGCUUUUGGCUAAAGCUAUCGCAAAUGAAUGCCAGGCUAACUUCAUCUCGAUCAAGGGACCGGAAUUGUUGACCAUGUGGUUCGGAGAGUCGGAAGCCAAUGUCCGUGAUGUGUUCGACAAGGCUCGUGCCGCUGCUCCCUGUGUUCUCUUCUUCGACGAGUUGGAUUCCAUCGCCAAGUCGAGAGGUGGAUCGGGCGGUGAUGCUGGAGGUGCCUCCGACCGUGUCAUCAACCAAGUUCUCACUGAAAUGGACGGAAUGAAUGCGAAGAAAAACGUCUUCAUCAUUGGAGCCACCAACAGACCGGAUAUCAUCGAUCCAGCUGUUCUGCGUCCAGGACGUCUCGAUCAGCUCAUCUACAUUCCUCUGCCGGACGAGGCUUCCCGUCACCAGAUCUUGAAGGCGUCGCUCCGCAAAACUCCACUCGCCAAGGACUUGGAUUUGACUUUCUUGGCCAAGAACACCGUCGGAUUCUCCGGAGCCGAUUUGACCGAGAUUUGCCAACGGUAGGUGAAAUAGAGUUGCGAGCGCUUUGAGGUUUUCACAGCGCAACUUAAGAACUUGUGAGGUCUACAUUUUCUUUUCUUCUGCUCGAUAACGUUCUGUAAUUUAGUUGAAGAGGAGCAAAGUGUUAAUGGCCACACGAGUGUCAUAUUUGCGCAAGAUAGUAAAGUCGUUUCAGUUUUCACAUUUGAAACUACUAACGCCACGCGAAGGCGCUGAAGUUGCGAAGUUCUGUUGAUUAACGAUUACAUUUUCAGUGCUUGCAAGUUGGCUAUUCGUGAAUCCAUCGAAAAGGAGAUUCGUAUCGAGAAGGACCGUCAGGACCGCAGAGCUCGUGGAGAGGAGCUCAUGGAAGACGAAUCGUCGGACCCAGUGCCAGAGAUAACUCGUGCCCACUUCGAAGAGGCUAUGAAGUUUGCCAGACGUUCGGUGACGGACAAUGACAUUAGAAAGUGAGCUCACUUUCAACCGAACAUCACUUUUUAAUUUGUUAUUUUCAGAUACGAGAUGUUCGCCCAGACUCUUCAGCAAUCGCGUGGAUUCGGUAACAAUUUCAAGUUCCCGGGAGAGCAGCGAGGAAGCGACGCUCCAUCUGCUCCAGUCCCAGCUCAGGACGACGAUGACCUCUACAACUAA